Molecule: messenger RNA, 3974 nt
Organism: Durio zibethinus
Lineage: Eukaryota; Viridiplantae; Streptophyta; Magnoliopsida; Malvales; Malvaceae
Source: RefSeq, a predicted model, not a curated record
CAAUGGGUUACAUUGGAUGAGUUAAUUCUUUCAAAGCAUUUAUUUUUGACCGUUUAGAUGAAGAAAAUCUGAUAUAUUUCGCUGAUUCAUCACAAACAGAAUAUACCCAGAGAAUAAGGACCACAAGGAAUGGCAACUGAUUUGUAUCUGUCGAAAAUUUCUGGACUCUAAUGCAUAAAUACUCUCCUCAUAGUGAAUCACCAACUCAACAAAGCAAAGAACAUAAAAAGAAAGAAGAGUAUGUAACAAUUACAAGAUGUUGGAGAAAUGACAUGGGUUUAGUGACAAAAUUUAAUUUUUUCGUCAUUUGAUAGACAAAAGGAUAGAGGAAAAUGGGGUAGUCUUUUUCUAAGGGUGUGCUAUGAGAGUUAGACACAUGACCGAGUGACUGAAUCCUGAUCAAUUUCUUCAUGCACAUAUAUAAUUUAGUCCAAGUCCAUCAUGGGUUGAACAAAAAUACAAAUUCUCAGCCACAGCUGCAGCGCAGCAGCUGCAAUUCUGAUCUCUUGGCGUAGGAAACAGACGAGAGAACAAAGGAGAAUAUCAUCACUCCAUCCACUACUUACCGUAUUUAUAUCCCAUCUUCUUAAAAAUUGUGCCCUCACUCUCUCCCUCUAUUUCUCAAUAGCUAGGGUCAAUAUACAUUAUGUGCUACUGUGCCGGCCUGUUGGCUGGUAGUAGGUAUAUAACUUUCCCUUUCGAGAAUGGGUUCGUUUUUUUGUAGAGGGGUCUCUUCCCUUUGGCAAAAGUUCUCAUUCCAGGUCCACUAUCAAGCACCAUGACCAUAGCUGUCCCUUUUAGACAAUUUGGGUUUCUGUGUUUUUCGUAGUGUGUGCUUUUCCUAUGAAUGAGGGCUCCUUCUUUGUCUCCCUUUGGAUUCUCUUCUUUCUCUCUCUCUCAAUGCCAACCAUAAACAUUUAAUUUCUCUCAUGAUCUGCUCUCAUCCUGAAAAAGAAACCCACUUUUUUUUUUUUUGAACAUUUUAUCCAUUUCUCUCACAACUUAACACUAAGAUGCUUCAACUUGAAUUUCCCACAAAUUUGUUUGAUUGUAAUUGGAAACAGUAAUGUUGAUUACUCCACCAGUUUCUGUUAUGGUAUAAACUAUUCUCACCAAUUGACAUGAAAAAUAGAAAACUAUGCUAUGUAGAGCCAGCAGUAAGGUGCUCUUCAGUGGGGUUUGAAUCUUUUGAUCAGUCACCAAAGAUUGAUCAAAAGCUUGACAAGAAAGAAGAAAAUGUCAUUUCUGCUAACAAUAUAGCCUUGGAAAUCAACAAGAAGAGAAAGCAACCAAGGAGGCAGCCUAAGGAAUGGAGAUGUUUAGAUUCUUGUUGUUGGAUAAUUGGAUACCUUUGCACCACUUGGUGGCUUCUUUUGUUCUUGUACCACUGUUUGCCAAUUACAUUGCUUCAGGUUCCUGAAUUACCAGGGGUAAGGCUUAAACGUGAAGGCUUGACGGCUCUUCACCCUGUGGUUUUAGUCCCUGGCAUUGUCACUGGUGGACUGGAGCUAUGGGAAGGCAGGCCUUGUGCUGAUGGUUUGUUUCGUAAACGCCUUUGGGGUGGUAGCUUCACUGAAAUCUUCAAGAGGUACUUAAAGCCUUUGUGUUGGUCAGAGCACUUGUCUUUGCACAAUGAAACUGGCCUUGACCCACCAGGAAUCCGGGUUCGUGCUGUUCGAGGGCUGGUUGCAGCUGACUAUUUUGCUCCGGGAUAUUUUGUGUGGGCUGUUCUCAUUCAAAAUUUGGCAAAAAUUGGUUAUGAGGGCAAGAAUUUGCAUGUGGUUGCUUAUGAUUGGAGGCUCUCUUUCCAGAAUACAGAGAUUCGGGACCAUGCUCUUAGUAGGCUGAAGAGUAAAAUUGAGCUAAUGUAUAUAACCAAUGGCUAUAAGAAAGUGGUAGUGGUGCCGCAUUCCAUGGGGGUUAUCUAUUUUCUUCACUUCCUUAAAUGGGUUGAAACACCUCCUCCUAUGGGGGGCGGUGGUGGUCCAGGUUGGUGCGCCAAGCACAUCAAGGCAAUCAUGAACAUUGGUCCGGCUUAUCUGGGCGUUCCAAAGGCUGUUAGUAGUAUAUUCUCUGCUGAGGGCAAAGAUGUCGCUUAUAUCAGAGCUAUGGCACCAGGAAUAUUGGAUUCUGAGAUUUUGGGGCUUCAAACAUUAGAACAUGUCAUGCGGGUGUCUCGGACAUGGGACUCCAUUGUGUCAUUGCUGCCUAAAGGAGGAGAGACCAUUUGGGGCAACAUGGACCGGUCACCUGAAGGAGGGCAUGUAUGUGACUUCUCCAAGAAAAGACUUUCUCAGCCCUCUCCAAGUGAUAAUAAUGUCAACAACAGUGAUGUGAAGAGAGGUUUCAGGGUGAAAGAUCCAGUUAAGUAUGGAAGAAUAAUCUCUUUUGGCAAGGCAGCCUCAGUAUUACAUUCUUCACAGCUUCCCACUUUCGAUUCAAAGGAAUUUUCACGCACAAAUGCUCUCCAAAAUUUGAAGUUUUCAUGUGGAGAGGCCUGGACCGAAUAUGAUGAGAUGAGCAGGGAAAGCAUCCAAAAAGUUGCAGCAAAUAAAGCUUACACAACUAGAACUCUUUUUGAUCUGCUACGCUUUGUGGCACCAAAAAUGAUGCAACGAGCUGAAGCUCAUUUUUCACAUGGAAUAGCAGACAAUCUUGACGACCCUAAAUACAGCCAUUACAAAUACUGGUCUAAUCCACUUGAAAUGAAACUACCUGAUGCGCCGGACAUGGAGAUAUACUGCCUGUAUGGUGUUGGAAUUCCCACUGAAAGAUCAUACGUGUACAGGCUAUCACCUAUCAGUAGGUGCAAAAGCAUUCCAUACCAGAUUGAUAGCUCAGUCCAUGGAGAAGAUGAUAGCUGCUUGAAAGGUGGAGUAUAUUUUGCAGAUGGAGAUGACAGUGUACCGGUUCUAAGUGCUGGAUUCAUGUGCGCUAAAGGUUGGAGAGGAAGAACCCGGUUCAAUCCAUCUGGCAUUGCUACAUACAUAAGGGAGUACCGGCACAAGCCACCAGCUAGCCUGCUUGAAGGGAGGGGCAUUGAGAGUGGGGCACAUGUUGACAUCAUGGGAAAUGUUGCUCUCAUUAAAGACAUAUUGCGCAUUGCAGCUGGAGCCACUGGGAAGGAGAUUGGAGGUGAUAGGAUUCAUUCAGAUAUCUUAAGAAUGUCGGAAAGAAUUAAUAUUCUUCUGUGACUAUAUUUAUAAAUACAAGAAAAUGGUUUGAGAAAAAAUGGUAAGGAAAAAAUUAUAAAUACAAAUAUGGAGAUGCAGGGGAUCGAACCCUGUACCUCUCGCAUGCAAAGCGAGCGCUCUACCAUUUGAGCUACAUCCCCGCACGUUAUUGAUUUGGAUGAGGAAAUGAAACUGAGCAGGAUGGGAGUUUGAUACAAGUUUAACCAACGCAGUAAAAAUCCAAUUGCGAUAAAGUUCGAAGGAGCAAGAAACCUCGAUAAACUAUUUACCUAUAACAUAGGUAAACCCUGUCAAGAAAAAGAUAAUGGCUGAUAGCCCGUUUUCCAUUUCCUGCUGCACCCCCCCCUCCCCUCUCUGCUUAGGGUGUGCCUGUUAAAUAAUAAUACUGUGCAAGAAAGGAUGUCCAAUCUAUUUGUCUACCGUAUCUGAUAGCUUCACAGAUAAAGGAUUUGAAAGUGAUUGAGGAACUGCUAGAGAAGUAAAAAAAGGGCACACGAUACAACAUGAGGAAGGUCAGUGACUGAAGAUUUGGGCUACAUGUUUCUAGUGCCAUUAUUUAGUUCACUUUUUUUCUGAUUUGGGCAAAAGAUGAAAAGGGUGUAGCAGAAGCUAGGACAGCCCAAAAAUGAACCUCAUCAAGACACGCCACAAGAAUUUAGUUGGAACUACUGCCUUUUUUCUGUUAAUUUGAUAUGGGAAACUCCCAGAUUUAAAAAUGGAAAUUCUCUUUCAAGAGUCAAAUGACAUUAUAACCCAAACUUAAUUCGAGUGUAGCAAAAG